UAGCUCGUUGUCCAUCCUGUCUGUCUGCCGCUCCCUGUUAGCUGAACGGAGACGAAGGGCUGUUUUAUGUCUCAGUAACAGUUAAAAUACAAACUCCAAACGUGGUUAAUCUUAGAAAAAGUCUUAACACAGUGGCCAGGUAACGGUUAGUGCUCGCAGGUGUGUUUACUCUGACUGAAAAGGUGUUCCGGACCGUGAGUAACGUUAUUUCCCUUCCUCUUUGGUGUUUGUUCCUGUGGUCUGAAGAAGAUUAAAAAGAACUGCUCCGAUAAGUUUCGUGCUGGUGUUUCCUACAGGUGCUGCUCGCUCGGUUCCUUCACUUUAGAAGAAUAUAGAUGGCGGACUGUGUCACUAAGGUGGAGCUGAGUGUCUCCUGUUCUGACCUGCUGAAUAAAGAUGUCAGAUCAAAGUCUGAUCCUCUGUGCGUGCUGCUGCAGAGCUCAGGAGGAGACACCUGGACUGAGCUGGGUCGUACUGAGCGUGUAAAGAACUCCUGCAGUCCGUCCUUCAGUCAGCGACUCAGAGUGGAUUAUAACUUUGAGACGGUUCAGAACCUAAAGCUGGGUGUCUACGAUAUCGACAACACUAGCGCUGACCUCGGCGAUGAUGACUACCUGGGAGGGGUGGAGCUAACACUGGGACAGAUAGUUUCCAGUAAAACUAUCUCCAGACCUCUGCAGCUGAAGAAAGGCAAACCUGCAGGGAAAGGAACCAUCACUAUCACAGCAGAGGAGAUAAAGGACAACAGAGCCAUUGUGUUGGAGUUUGAGGCUAGAAACCUUGACAAGAAGGAUACGUUUGGAAAAUCUGAUCCGUUCCUGGAGUUUUUUAAACAGGGAGACGAUGGGAAGUGGCAGCUGGUCCACAGAACAGAGGUGGUGAAGAACAAUCUGAACCCCUCCUGGAAGAUGUUUACUGUUCCUCUACAGACGUUCUGCAGCAGCGACCUCGAAAAGCCGCUGAAGGUGGAUUGCUCUGAUCAUGACGGUGAUGGAUCUCAUGAUCUGAUUGGUUCUUUCACCACUAAAGUCUCUGAGCUUCAGAAAACUGCACAUGGUUCACGGGUGGAGUUUGACUGUAUCCACCCUGAGAAACAGAAGAAAAAGAAGACCUACAAGAACUCUGGAGUUGUCUCUGUGAAGAGCUGUAAGCUGGUGGCUCAGUACACCUUCCUGGACUAUAUCAUGGGCGGCUGCCAGAUUAACUUCACUGUGGGGAUCGACUUCACCGGCUCUAAUGGGGAUCCUCGCUCGCCCAACUCUCUCCACUACAUGAGUCCUGACGGGUUGAACCAGUACCUGUCUGCUCUGUGGUCUGUGGGUGAGGUGGUCCGGGAUUAUGACACUGAUAAACUCUUCCCAGCCUUCGGUUUUGGAGCCAAACUGCCUCCAGACUACCAGGCUGCACACCAUGAAUUCGCCCUCAACUUCAACCCCACUAACCCCUACUGUCAAGGUAUUGAGGGGAUUGUUACCGCCUACAGGAUGGUUUUGCCUCAGCUCAGACUCUCUGGACCUACAAACUUUUCUCCAAUCAUCAAUCAUGUUGCUUCCAUCGCCGCCACAGCUGCGCAAGACAACAAUGCCUCUCAAUACUACAUCCUUCUCAUCCUCACUGAUGGUGAGAUCACUGACUUUGACCAGACCAAGGACGCCAUUGUUCGGGCGUCACGUCUGCCGCUGUCAAUCAUCAUUGUAGGGGUGGGGCCUGCGGAUUUUAAGGCCAUGGAGCUUCUGGAUGGGGACAACGGUGUGCUGAAAUCGACGGCGGGGGAGGCCGUCGCCAGAGAUAUUGUCCAGUUUGUCCCAUACAGACAGUUCAAAGAUGCUCCCAAGCAGGCUCUGGCUCAGUCUGUUCUCGCUGAGGUUCCCAACCAGCUGGUCUCUUAUUUCAAAAUGAGAGGUCUUGAUCCACCUAAAGCUGCACCCAAAGUCUAAACCUGGUCCUCGCAAAGCCUAAACCCCCACCUGUGCACACUCCCCAAUCCCACACAUAAUGCUGAAUGUCCACCCUCAUCUCAUUCCAGGAACAGUCACAAAGUCGACACCCCUUCAGGGAUCAUGUGUUACAUGGAAUCCCAGCCAAUCACAAUGCAGCAUUGAGCUGUAAGCCAAUCGGGAUGCCCAUUGUUUUAAAAAUCAGUUUUAAUUUGUAUCCUUUUUAUUCAAUAAGUGGAAUGAAAAUAAUGUAGUAUAGAUGAUUGAUUAUUGAUUCCCUCUGCUGCUGCUUCUACACUAACUAUGCAGAUAACGUGUUUAACAAUCACAGAGCCAGACUCACACGCACACACAAGAAGAUAAUGUCUCCAUUAUCAUAGUAACAGAAGAAGGUCAAUGAUCCCCUGAGAGCUGAACUUGUGUAAAAACUGUAUUGACUUUUUGUGGGGAGAAGUUUUAUCCCAUUCACUUCAAUACAGUCAGUUUUAUCACAGUAGCAUCUAGUGGGCAUUAAAAGAACUGCAGCUGUAGGUACCAUUGGUGACACUAUGCACCAUGAGCCAGGUGUGUGUGUGUGUGUGUGUGUGUGUGUGUAUGGCUCUGAUAAGCUUUAUUGAUCAGGAAUAGAUACUUUGCUUUUGCUCUAAAUGAUGGAAAACGGAAUCAUGAAAGAUAAUAUAUACUAUUUAGCAUAGCUUUACUACUAUAGCCUUAAUGUAAAACUUUACUAUAGCCUUACUGUAGGUCUGUGGCCUGUCUGACCUUAGCACGCUGCUUCAGCCUGAAUGUUUCCAGAUUGUUCUCGUUUGACUCUCAAGUUCAACCUGUGUUUCCUAAAAUGGGGCUGACCCCUCUUUGACCCUUAAAAUACCAAAACCCAUCACCUGCAACGUCCCAUACCUAUCUGUAUUAUACACAAGUUAGGCAGCGUGUCGCAUGUGAAAAGUAGCACUUUUAACAUGGACUGGCUUCAGGCAGUAGAAGCACCAAUUGAUCUAAUAAUAAAAACUAAACCUCUUCAGAAUGACAGCAUAAAAGACAAUAUUGAAAUAACAGUAUGAAUAUGGACUGGAGUAAAGACUACAGAUGACGAGGUCUCUGAAAGUGCCUUUUUGAGUAAACUCUUAACAGAAAGACUCUCCGACUUGAAUGUUUGCUGGGAGUCAACAUGGUCGCCUUAGUCAUGAUGUAAUGCUACGUUCAGGCUGUGUGGAAGUUAAUACUGUCAGCAUCCAAGUGAGCUUUUUUUCAAGUUGUAGGUUAAUAAUAGGUUUAUGUCUGAAAAGUGAACAAACAUGGUGCCCACACACACACACUGCCAAAGCUUCAUCUGCAACCACUUUAAAUCACUUAGAAUGUUUUUUUACAUCGCCCUUUUAACCACUUAAAAUCACCUCUUCUGUGGUGGAUGUUGACAGAAAUAAUAAUUGCAUUUUAAUAAAAGCAUUUUUUCAGGGUCCACUAUAUUAAACAGAUAUAUUUGUAUUUCAUGUUAUUUGUAGCGCUUGCUUUUUUUUUUACAUUAUAAAAUUAGUUAACUCAUGUUUGGGAACAGUCUGUAACAAAAUAAUCUCUUAAUAGUUUUUGCAGUUUACAACUGCAACUGUAAAGCACUUUUAAAUGAUAAAGUGCUCAAUGAAUGCAGAGAACAUCUUUGAACAGAGGCGGGUCAUGAUUUCCACUCAGAUGUCCACCACAAGUUCCAUGUUUAGUGACGACGCCUGAGCAAACUCCCUCUGCUGAAAGACUGAGAUGUGGUUGAAAGCUCUGGGGACAGUUAAAGUGAUGGUUUUUUUUGUUGUUAUUUUGUCAGACACAGUAGUUAUUUCUUUUUUUGUUACUUGAAGGAGUAUUUGAUAUUGCUCUGUCUGCCUCUUCAGACUUUCUUUCCAAGACAACAAUAGAAAUCUAUCCUGAGUUUACAGAUACAUUUUGAAUUUUCUGGUCAGAUUUGAACAGCUUUUUAUAUUUUGACAAAAAAGAGGAUGAAAGUGUUGAUUUCUAAAGAUGAGUCCGGAUUCUUCCGAAGGAGAGUAACAUCUUUGUCUGUUUCAUUAAGAGUUGAGACCUCCUAAACAGGCAUGGAUACAUAUGAACAAUUCGUUCUUUGGUUAAACUGUUCAAACACAUAUCAACAUAAACAUCUGCUCUAUUAACCAAAGAACAAUGAAUUGUUGCUUUGUUUUAUUUUUACACAUUUUAGAGGCAUUGGGAGAUAAGUGAUGCAAUUAUGCACAAGCAAAAAGCAUUUUGAAUAAAACAAAACAACCUACAGACUACUUUCUGAAGUUUCUAGGUUGACAUUCAUUUUAACUGAAACGGUUUGACAAAAGCGUGAGAUGCCCUAUGAAAACUCUAAAUAAAGUGGGCCAUGAGUUCAGAUUUGAUGUUUAAUCGUCUUGUUUUGAUGCCAAACUGUAGCAGAUCCUGUAUAUUUGAAGUGUGUCCCUAGCAGGCUGCUAUGAUGUCCUCCUUGUUUAUUUUCCUCUUCAUUGCCAAAUACUUGGUUUAUAUCUUUGUUGCAGUUGAAGGGAAAUCUUGUUUUCAAUACGAGAUUCAACUGGGAGAAAUUUCAGAUGAAGGUCUGCAUUUUUCAUUUUAAUCAGCUGUUAAUUAAGUUAAAUGAAUAUAUGAAAACCUAAAUCAUUAUUAAAAUCUGAUCUUUCAGCCGAACACGCUGUAUUUUCACUGUAACCCAGGCUGCCAAAUCACAUGGUGCUGUGAUGUCAUCAAGGAAAAAUUGUGCCCAAAUUUGUAAAAGCUCAAACCAUCACAGGGAUGAAAAUCAGCAGCUGGAAAAGGGAAAAAGAAAGUGCUGACAGUUUUAUCUUCAUAAAGAACUACACCACCCAAAAUGCUUUGCUCCACAGUGCAGCUAACUGUGAUGAAAUGGUUUCUGUCCUCUUACUGGUUGAUAUACACAGCAUCCUGUGACCACCAGCUUUGCUGCUCACUUAUUCGGCUAACUAUUAUUAACUCACCUGUAUAACCAGUAAUGAAUGCUGUCUGAAAUACAAUAAUAAAACAACUCUGGACGUUU
Messenger RNA from Micropterus dolomieu (smallmouth bass), 4977 nucleotides. RefSeq names its product copine I (gene cpne1). Gene Ontology annotation, cellular component: plasma membrane. The transcript is spliced from 17 exons. The coding region runs from base 336 to 1937 and encodes 533 amino acids. NCBI's taxonomy places the organism in Eukaryota, Metazoa, Chordata, Actinopteri, Centrarchiformes, Centrarchidae. Gene Ontology annotation, biological process: positive regulation of tumor necrosis factor-mediated signaling pathway; regulation of canonical NF-kappaB signal transduction; cellular response to calcium ion. The record is from RefSeq and is a predicted model, not a curated record. Gene Ontology annotation, molecular function: calcium-dependent phospholipid binding.